AAAAAUAUACGAAAUAAAUUACAAAAAUAGUAAAAGUGAUUUAUAUAAAACCUGACAGAGGGAGAUUGUUCUUACACAUUAUUAUAAAUUUAAAACGGAAAUGUAUAAUAUUAAUAUUCCUACUAUGAUUCAUCUAAUGAAUGAUGUGCAGAUUAAUUAAAAUGAACACGUUUAAUAUAAUGUAUCAAACUUAAAAACUUACCCUGCAGUGGUGGCAAUAUUGCAGCAAAUUCAAUUGACACUUGAAUUAAAUACUAGUUUCAAUUUUUUUAUUCUCAAAUGAAGUACAUCAAGCAUAUUACAUUUUUAGUACAUCCUAUGGCUACUAUGUGUUAUAUAUUUUGUUACAUAUAAUUCUAAAUAUGAAUUGUAUGUAUUUUAUAUUAUAAUUUGGACUUAUAACAGAAUAUGUUAUUUAUCAUGUUCUACACAAAUCAUUUCAAUGUUCAAAAAUAUGAAUACUACACAUGAAGUAGUAGUAAGAGUCCUAAUACGCCCUAUAACUCAAUUAAAGAUAUUGUUAUCGCUAGUCUCAAAACCAAGAUUACUUUUUCUUACAAAAUAUGUGAGAACAUAAAAUAAUAAGAAAAUUAUGUUAUUAGGGAGUUAUUACACAAAGCACAUAAUUAAAAAACUUGUUUAAAAAUAACAUAUAAAUAUAUAAUAAGGAGGUAUUCUUUCACGUACUGAAAGUUAAAACAUAAAAAUAAUAAUGAUUUUAUCAAUGCAACUUACUUGGUCACAUGCAAAUUAUAAUAACGCAAAAAUGUUGUGAUGUUGGGCAUUACUGCCGUGAAUAUGUAAUAAACAGUGAGCUUGUUAAUUUACGGCAAAAGUAAAGAUUUUCAAUAAUGACGAGUUUAUCAACUAAAAAGGAUUAAAUAGCUACAUAUAUAGACUAGUUAGAAAGAAAAGCAAAAACUCAUCGGCUGGUGCCAUAAAGGAAGUAAACUACUCAAUUCGCAGCAGUUGAAAUAAGAUUAAUGUAUGAUGGAGACCGUAAUAUCAGAAGGAGUGUCAGACAUGACAUCAUUUGUAGAGAUUGAUGAAAUUGGAAUAAACAAAAAUCUUAAAAUACGAUAUGACAAUGAUAUAAUAUAUACUUAUACCGGAUCUAUUUUAGUUACAGUAAAUCCUUACAAAAAGCUCGAAAUAUUUAACAAGGAACAUGUAUUGAAAUACUACGGACAAAAAAUGGGAGUUAUGGAACCUCAUGUGUUUGCAAUAGCUGAAGCAGCAUACAGAAACAUAGUAGAAGAUGACGUUAGUCAGUCUUGCGUUAUUUCGGGAGAAUCGGGUGCGGGCAAAACUGAAACUACAAAGUUUAUUCUUCAAUAUUUAUGUGCUGUAACUUCAAAUAUUUCAACGUGGAUACAACAACAAAUUCUAGAAGCCAAUAUAAUAUUGGAAGCAUUUGGAAAUGCAAAAACUGUAAGAAAUGAUAACAGUUCGAGGUUUGGAAAGUUUAUGAGAGUAUGCUUUGAUUCAAAACAUUCCAUAAAAGGGUGUAUCAUUCAGGAUUAUUUAUUAGAACAAUCACGAAUAACUUUUCAAACUCCUGGAGAGCGAAAUUAUCACGUCUUCUAUCAACUAGUAGCACAUGGUGAAAUAAAUCAAGAAAUAGCAAAGACUUUCUACUUAAAAGAGGCGCCUUUUUAUCAAUAUUUAAAUACUUCUGAAAAUACAAAUAUUGACUUAGAUCCAGAAGCUAAAAAAUUUGAAGCUCUAAAAAUGGCAUUUACUGUGUUACAAAUAUCGCAAUCAUCAAUUGAUGGAAUUUUUAAAGUUUUAAGCGCAAUAUUAUGGCUGGGUAAUCUUAGUUUCUUAGAUAUUGAUGGUGAACGCUGCGAACUUCUACCUGCAGAUGAAGAAAUAUGCUGUACUGUAUCAAAACUAUUAGAAUUAGAUUUUAAAGAUUUAACGCAAGUUUUAUUACGUCGGCAAAUUAACGUUCGUGGAAAUAUAACAGAAAUUCCUUUAAAACUGCAAGAGGCAUGCGAGAACCGACACUCUAUGGCAAAAGCAUUGUACUCAAAAACAUUUUCAUGGCUUGUAAAUCAAAUAAAUAGUUGUAUAAAUCCUGGACAAGAUAAGAAACAAUUUCUAGGAAUUUUGGAUAUAUUUGGAUUUGAAAACUUUUUAAAAAACUCCUUUGAACAACUUUGCAUUAACUACACAAAUGAAAAACUACAUAAAUUCUUUAAUCAUUAUGUUUUCGACUUAGAACAACAAAUAUACAAGCAGGAGGAAAUUUCGUAUACAUAUAUUGAAUUCACCGACAACUCUUUAUGCUUGGAACUGAUUGAAAAACCUCCACGAUGUAUUUUGAAAAUAUUAACAGAGCAAUGCCACAUGCCAAAAGGUUCCGAUUUAGCAUAUUUAAACAACUUACAUGCUGAGUUUGAAUAUAAUCCAUGUUACGUAAAAGGAGUUGAUAAAAGGCAUUGGGAAACGGAAUUUGGAAUCAAACAUUACGCUGGAUGUGUAAUUUAUGCUGUUGAAGGCUUUGUAAAUAAAAAUCGGGAUGUACAGCAAGAUGUUUUAUUUUAUUAUAUGAGCAAAAGCGAAAACUUAUUCAUGCGAGAAAUUUCUCAAUAUCAGGAAAAUCAAGUCUUGCAACCACAACUGACUGCAACAUUUCAAAGAGGAACGUCAAAAACCAAAUGCACUGUUAGUGAUACUUUUAGACAACAGCUACAAACUCUAAUUGAUGUUCUUCAAAGUACCAAACCAUGGUAUGUUCGUUGUAUAAAACCAAAUGCAGAUAAGCUUGCUAACACAUACAAUGAAACCUUAGUACUUGAUCAGUUGAAAUACCUAGGUAUGUUGGAUAUAAUCAGAAUUCGGAGAGAGGGAUUUCCAAUUCAUCUUCAAUUAGAGCAGUUUAUACAAAAAUUUAAGUGUUUACUAAAAAAAACGAAAUCAAUCAAUAGUUCCGAAGCUAUACCUAAUAUAAUGAAUACCCUAAAUAUUUCAAGAAAUGAUUGGCAAAUCGGAAAGACUAAAGUUUUUCUUCGUUCGAAGGCUUACGAAUCGCUGGAGGUUUUAAGAAGAGAAGUGGUGGACAAAAAUGCUUUGCUUAUACAAAAGAAUUUACGUUCUUUUGUUCAAUAUAAAAAAUAUAAAUUACUUAGAAAUUCUGUUUUAGUUCUUCAACAUGCUUUCAGAGGAUGGAAGUUACGAAUAAUGUUUUUGCAGAUGAGACGAGCAGCUAUUGUAAUACAAAGCCAUUUACGUGGUGUAUUUGCGAGAGAGGUUGCAUCCGCACUCCGUGAAAUGAAGCGUGUUAACGACGAGAUGAAAAAGAGGAAAAAAGUUAUUUGUAGUGAUAAUUCAAAUAGCAAUGAUAGUCCAGCUAAAGUUCUGGAGGAUUGUGAAAGGUUGGUGCAGGAAGAAAUCACCGUUUUGUCUCAAAUGGCUGAACAAAUAUCAACUGGCAUACCGAAAACGAAUUUAUCGAAAAAUAGUUUUUUCCAGAAUGGAAAUGGAACUCAAUUCGCAACAGAUAGUGAUCAUAAUCAGUACAAUAAUGAAUCUGUAGAGCUAGAUAACUUGUUCGCAUUUUUAAGCGAUAUAACGCCAAACUCUGCCGUAAAUCCUCUUUUAGAAGAAAUUAAUAAUAAAAUGGAUUCUUUGGUUCAAGAUCUUGAUGAUGAGAUUGAAAAUUCAGGCUAUUCAAAUAAUGUGGAUCAUGACGCAGAAGGAGAAAACUUAUUUAACAACAUCUCUAACAAAGGCAUUCCAUCGCUUCCAGAACCAACAGUUCCGCCACCACCACCGCCAACAGAGAAUAGCAAACAUGUUUCUAAUACAAACAUUAAUCAGUCUGACUUAAAAGUAAAACCAGAACCAAUAUAUGAAGCUGUUUUACUGAAUAUGCCUUCAAACAAAUCACCCAACGUUUCUGAGUCUACUUUAGAAACGAACUAUGAUAAUACUAGUUCAAAAGCAGGACCAAAAUGUUCAAAUAUAUGUACUAAUAACAUAAACGUGGACGCAUCUGGGGAAAGAGAACAGCGACGAAAAUAUAGAGUUGAAAAAAAAUUACAAGAAAUGCAACAAAAUUUAUUAGUAGAACAAAAGGACAGUUCUAACAACGAAGUUUAUUUCGAUAUCUUAGAAUUUGCAGACAAUUAUUUUAAUACACAUGAGCGUAGUCCUGAAGGUACACUUAUUGCGACGCUUACUCGUAAGGGAAAAAAAAUUGACGCCCUGACGAAGAGUGAUAUGAUUUCUUUCUUAAAGGGAGAAAAAAUUCCAUCUUCACAUAUACAUAUGUAUGAUCCAGAAAAUGUGAUGAUAGCUUGCAACAUAUUUCGCGAACUUUGUAAAUAUAUGCGAGGUGAACUAAGUGCCGAACGUGAACUUCAAACAAUUCAGUAUAUAAUUGGAAUUGGGAUUGAAAGAGAAGAAUUGCGUGACGAAAUAUUUGUACAGUGUAUACGUCAAACAACAAAUAAUCCAAAUAGAGAAUGGAGUGAUAGACUUUGGUUAAUUCUAUGCCUAUUAAUUGUUGCAUUUCAACCUACUAAAUUGCUAUUUCGAUACUUCGUUUCCUACCUUAAAAAAAAUUUGGUAAUUUUGGAUGGAAAAUUACGGCAAUACGCGCAAUGGUGUUUCGAUAAUUGCAAAUGUACCAAAGUAUCACCACGACUAUAUCCUCCAUCUAGUGUUGAGGUUGCAGCUAUGAGACGGCUGGGAACAAUUGUGUGCCGGUUUUUUUUCUUAGAUGGGCGAACUAAGGCUAUUGAUGUGCAUCCUACAGACACUGCUGGUGAUGCCAUCCUAAAGUUAGCCGAGAAGCUUGGUUUAAGUAAUACGGAAGGUUGGGCAAUAUUUCAAUCAAGGCCAGAUGGCGAUGAACAUAUAAAAUCUUAUGAUUACUUGUAUGACAUUAUUGCGGCAUGGGAGAGUAAACAAGUUAAAUCACAAACUUCAGUAACAGCAAGACUUCAGAAUAACAAUAAUUCACCGGCCGAAAAUAGGUUUGUUUUUAAAAAACGUUUAUUUAAAACCACACGCGAACUUUCUCAGGAUCCAGUAGAAGUGAAUAUGCUUUAUGCACAAGCUGUUUAUAGUGUUGUUAGGUGUGACGAAUUUCCAGUUAGUGAAAAAGUUGCUCUUCAAUUAGCAGGCCUGCAAGCUCAAGUAGCUUUGGGAGAUCCAUCAAAUCAACCAAAACCUGAUUUCUAUUCCGAUAUUAACAAUUUUCUUCCAGAGCGAAUAUCAAAAACAAGAGAGCGUCAAUUUUGGAUUCCAAUAUUGGCUCAAGCUCAUAGACAAUAUGGAGCCUCUAGAAACGAUUUAACAGCAAAAGUUUUAUAUCUGAGUUGUGUAAUGCAAUAUCCGUUGUAUGGCACAACUAUGUUUAAUGUUACAUACAAAGGAUAUUGGACUUUUGGAAAUAAUAUAAUAUUAGGAAUAAAUAGCGAAGGGAUUCUGUUCAUUCAACCAGAUGAUAAAUUCGUGUUAUAUCAUUUUAAAUAUACUGAAAUUGAAUCAAUUAUGUUAGAUCCAAGUGAUUCUUUUAUUACGUUUACUGUUAAUGGUGCUUCUGGACAACAAAUACAAGACUCAAAUUAUCGAUUAAAAACAUUUUGCUCAACAGAAAUUCAAAGGUGUUUCGUUUUUGAAACUGUGCAAAAAAAUGAAAUAGGUUCUUUAAUAGUAUCCUAUUGUCCAGCAUUAUCAAACUGGAUUUUGAAUUGUGAAAGUUUGAAGAAAACGAAAGGAGUUACACCUGAAGAUCGCUCACGAUUAUAUCAAAAUGUAAUCUUAUGUCGCCGACAACUUAUUGAUUUGGAAGUUGUAAAGAAGCCGCACGAAACUGGUGGAUUUUUAAGAAAUACUCUAAGAAGGUUGUCAAAACAUAGGCUAGAAAAAUUAAGAGCAGAACAAAGAAACAGCUUACAAGAACAUGGCGAAACAUAUAAAGGUUUUUCACAUUCUUUUUGGGCAUUUAGUAGACAGCCACUACCACAAUGCUUAAGUAAACUAAGUGAUCAAGAAGAGUCAAUAAUGCUUCAAAUAUUUCAAACUAUUCUAACCUAUGCUGGCCUUGGAAAUUCGGGUGAAGUUGUUCAAAAAGCAGAAAACGAUCAUAUUAUUAUUUUACAGUCCAUAUUAGAUAAAUGUAUGCGCAAAGAAUCAUUAAUAAAUGAAUUAUAUCUUCAAUUAAUUAAACAAACUACGGAUCACCCAGACCCUAACUCAAGAGUGAAUUUACGUCAUUGGGCUUUGUUAUCAUUGUGUUGUAGCAUAAUAUUACCUCCUUUGAAAUCUAUACGUAAAUAUUUGAUUGGACAUCUUAAACGUUGUGGAAGUGAUUAUAUUACAGAGGAAGGAAAAUUCGCCAGCUUUGCUGAAAAGUGCUUUUUUAAAACUCAUGGUACAAGACGAAGGCAGUGGCCACCAAGUAGAGAAGAAAUACUUUGCACAAUUAACAGAAGACUUUGCUAUGCUAGAUUCAACUUUAUGGAUGGACAAUUUUAUUCAAUAGAGUUUCAUGCUAACUGCACUUCCUCUGAAUUAAUAAGUGUAAUAAAAAAGAAGAUUGGUUUGCAAGAGUCUUCUAUGGGUUAUGGUAUAUACGAAGUUCUUGGUAAUUUUGAGAGAAGUUUACAACCUGAUGAGAAAGUGACAGAUGUUAUGGCGAAGUGGGAAAGAUAUCGCACUGCUUCAAUGCAAGCGCUCUUAAAUGAACCGAAUAAUGCAACAAACUAUCGUUAUCAGCAGCAUAUAUUCUUAUUUAAGAAACAUCUAUUUUUUGAUGGAUUUAUCAAUUUGAAUGAUCCUGUCGAGAAGGAGUUACUAUAUCACCAAAUUCUUCACAAUUUACGUAGCGAACGAUUCCCAAUAACUGAAAUUGAAGCCAUUAUGAUAACAGCAUUACAAGCUCAAUUAGAACAUGGAGACUAUGAGGAAUUUAAUAUUGAUUAUAAAAUCAUUGCUAGUCAUUGUUUGCCACCGAGAUUUGUACCAAAUAUUCCCCAUGACGCUGUAGCUAUGCAUCAUCAAAGUCUUAGAGGAAUGCUACCCGCAGAAACAAAAAAAUCAUUCCUUAACUUAAUACAAAGUUGGCCGCUACAUCGUUCUACUAUAUUUGAUGUGAUGCAAACAUUUACCUCUAACUGGCCCAGAGUUCUAUGGCUUGCUGUCGAUCAGAAUGGAAUUCAUUUAUUAGAGCAUCGGUCUAGAAAUGUUCUGUGCUCCCACUAUUUUGACUCUAUUAUAUCAUAUUCACCAAAUGUAAAUUCAAUCAUGAUUAUCACUGGGUCGGAAGUAAAACAAUCAAAAGUUAUACUUAGUACUUCACAGGCUUUUCAAAUUGCAACACUAAUAAAGGAAUAUUUAGAACUUCUGAAAAAUAAACCGAAGUAAUCGGCAUAAAAGCUAAAUAUACAUUUAUUAACUUAAUCAAUGUGUUCAUAACCAAAAAGUGUAUUUCUUAUUUAUAAAGUAUGCACUUAAAAGCUUUUUGAUAAAAAAAUUUUGUUUAAAUUAGUAAUAUUAAUAUUACUAACAAUUUAUUAGUAAUUACGUGUUAACUGUCUAUUUUGUAUCGAUUAAAAAUAC
Molecule: messenger RNA, 7575 nt
Organism: Teleopsis dalmanni
Lineage: Eukaryota; Metazoa; Arthropoda; Insecta; Diptera; Diopsidae
Gene: Myo81F
Product: myosin-VIIa
Exons: 23
Coding region: 988-7380 (2130 amino acids)
Biological process (GO): signal transduction
Cellular component (GO): cytoskeleton; myosin complex
Molecular function (GO): ATP binding; cytoskeletal motor activity; protein binding
Source: RefSeq, a predicted model, not a curated record